CACCACCUCCUCCGCGUCGCGCGCCAUGGCUCUCCUCCUCAAGCCCAAGCACUACCUCUCCCCCGCGUCCGGUUUCCGUCUCCGAUGGCUAUGCGACGCCGCGCCAACCCUGGCGCCGGCGCAGGAGCAGGAGCCGGAGCCGGAGCCCGCCUCGCCUCCGUCUCCGUCUCCGCCGCUGAGCCGCGCGGAAGCCAAGCUCCUGGACGCGCUCCACGCGGCCCUCAUCGACCACCGCCGCGCCAACCCGGCCGCGCCGGUCCCCGCCGCCACGCCCUUCGAGCCGCCGCCCGAGCUCUCUUCCGCGCUAUCCGGCCUGCUCCCGUGGCCGCCUUCCCCGCAGCUCCCGCUCAGCCUCCUCCGCCGCCUCCUCGCGCUCCGCCGCGGCGUCCCGCUCCCCGAGGCGGUGGCCUUCUUCCACCACGUUCUCCCGUCGCUUCCACCCGACUCGCUCCCCUCAUUUUACGCCGCUAUGAUAGACCUGCUCGCGAAGCACCACCACUUCCCGCUCGCCCGCCACCUGCUCGACGAAAUGCGCGAGCGCUCCGUGCCCAUCUCGCCGCAGCUCAUCCUCACGCUCAUUCGAAGGUACGUCCGCGCGGAGAUGCCAUCGGAGGCUUCGGACCUCUUCCGCCGCAUGGAGGGGUAUGGCGCCGGGGCUCCUGACCCUGCCACACUCGCUUCUCUUCUUGGGGCCCUCUCCAAGAAGCGCCUUGCCAGUGAGGCACAGGCUCUGUUCGACAGCUACAAGUCUGUCUUUACACCGGAUGUUGUGCUCUACACAACGCUGGUGCACGCAUGGUGCCGUGGUGGGCGGCUCGAUGAGGCCGAGCGAGUGUUCGCUGAAAUGCAGCAGUCCGGGAUCACACCGAAUGUGUAUACAUACACCGCGGUGAUUGAUGCAAUGUACCGUGCAGGGCAGGUGCCCCGCGCUCAGGAACUCCUGUGCCAGAUGAUCGAUUCUGGGUGCCCGCCGAACACUGCAACGUUCAAUGCCAUCAUGAGGGCGCAUGUCAAGGCUGGCCGAUCUGAGCAGGUUCUGCAGGUACACAACCAGAUGCGGCAGCUCGGGUGUGAGCCUGACAUUAUCACAUACAAUUUCUUGAUGGAAACACAUUGCGGGAAGGGGCAGUGCAACCUUGAUGCUGCGAUGAAAUUGCUCACAAGGAUGAUUGCCAAGGGCUGUAUUCCUGAUUGCCACACUUUUAACCCCAUGCUGAAGCUGGUGUUUGUGCUUGGCAAUGUAGACACUGCUCGGAAAUUGUAUGAGCGGAUGCAGGACCUGCAGUGCAAACCAAAUGUCAUCACAUAUAAUUUGCUUAUGAGGUUGUUCAAUAGGGAGAAAUCGAUGGAUAUGGUGCUCCGGAUAAAGAAGGACAUGGAUGCCCAGGGAGUGGAGCCAAACGGGAAUACUUAUGCAGCUCUAAUUGAGGCAUUCUGUGGUAGGGGAAACUGGAAACGUGCAUACACAACGCUGAGGGAAAUGGUUGAGUUGAAAUCCCUUAAACCCACUAAACCAGUCUAUGAUAUGGUAUUGGCCCUGUUGAGGAAGGCUGGCCAGCUCAGGAAGCAUGAAGAGCUUGUGGAAAUGAUGGUGGACCGGGGUUUCAUCAGCCGCCCAGCUAAUGAUGCAUUGUGGAAGGCAAUAUCUGCUUGAUGAUCUUUAUGUUUUAACUGUGUUAAUGAUGCUCAAUUUAUCUCACAACAAAAAUAUUAUAUUGUUAUCUGUUGACUGUUGUACCGUCUCAUUGAGGAAUAAUGAUAUUUACUGGGGGAAAUCAAUGAGGUUGCAAAACUGAAAUCUUCCAACAAUGCCUGCUGUUUCUCUAGUGUGGUCGUAGUCCCUGUGUAUACAUAGUUAUAGUUCUGUAAGGAACAAAAGUUUUUAUUUUCUUGAGAACUUGUGAAAGUUAACAUGGUGGAUCUGGUAAUCUAUAGGCUUGCAGUUCUGAGUUCUCAC
This is a messenger RNA of Oryza brachyantha (malo sina), 1957 nucleotides long. RefSeq names its product pentatricopeptide repeat-containing protein At1g20300, mitochondrial. The record is from RefSeq and is a predicted model, not a curated record. The transcript has a single exon. Gene Ontology annotation, molecular function: protein binding. Lineage: Eukaryota; Viridiplantae; Streptophyta; Magnoliopsida; Poales; Poaceae. Bases 26 to 1654 code for a protein of 542 amino acids.